UUGUCUUCCAGUCACAGUUCACCGGUUGCUUUCCAACAAUUAACACCAGCAAGGAGAAGCUCCUCUGCAGCAGUGCGAGAGAGUGGUAGUGUGUUAAGUGAGAUUUAAAAAGACUUUGCAAGGCAAGUCCCCAGUUCAGUGUGGUGUCCGCCGAGAACCCCGGAAGAUAUCCAACGCAAGAAAAACAGAAGCAGUCCGUCGUCGCCAGCGCAAGAUGAAGCAGUUUGUUGUGUUGUUCGCCGUUUUGGCCGUAGCGGUCGCCGCGCCCCAGUCGGAAACCGAUGGAUUACUGACCAGCGCGCUCAAGUUCGUCAAGGACUGCGGCGACAAGUCGAUGGUGCUAUGCGUCAAGGAACGUGCCUUGCAGUAUGUGGAAGGCGUCCAGGGUGACAUCGAGAUCACCGAGGGCAUCAAGCUGGUCGAAAUCGAGAAGCCCGCCACCGGAGGACGCUCGUUGAACGAAAUUGACCUGCCAGCCGAGCCGGAAGCCCGCGAAUCCGAGAUCGACAGCCUGCUCGUCGACCGUGCUGCCCGUUUCCUCGGAUCGCACACCCUGCAGUUCAAGGUCCCCAAGGACUCCAUUGAGGACAUGCAGCGCUCCCUGGAUGAAGCCCGUGGCAAGAAGAAGAAGGUCAAGAAGCUGCUCCUCCCUCUGCUGUUGCUGUUCAAGCUGAAGGCCGCCGCCCUGCUCCCACUGGCCAUCGGUUUCCUGGCUCUGAUCGCCUUCAAGGCUCUGAUCGUCGGCAAGAUCGCCCUGAUCCUGUCCGCCAUCAUCGGCCUCAAGAAGCUGUUCGACAAGAAGCCAGAGCAGAGCUACGAAGUGGUCGCCCACCCGCACUACUCGCACUCGACCUCCUUCGACGAUCACCACGGAUACGCUCGCUCCCUGGAUGCCCAGAACCUGGCCUACUCCGCUCACUCCCAGUAAGAGAACAGGAGCCGCUUGCCAUAAACAAGUUCUGUGUGUAGCGAGAAUUUGAGCCACCCAAACGAGUUCCCGAUUUCAACCAACCCCCUCAAAGCGACUGAAACACACCCUGCUCUCCUUUGACCCGGCCGGAAUCCUCCAGAAGGAACGCCCCCCACAUACACAUGAUACCCCCACCCUCUCUCACAUACACACACAAUCACUCUCACACAUAGUUAAGUAGGUUACAAUUCGCCGCGGUCAUCCCGAUGGAUCCCAAGGAACGCAAGCGCUCAAAGAGACAACCCCCGCCGGACGGCCUCAGCCCCUGGCGAAAGGGUGUGUUACAUGCUCAAACCGCCCCCCCCUAUUACCCCCACCCCCCUACUUGAAAACCCCCACCCCUCCCGCUAACAUGACCACUCUCUUAGAUUAAUUUAAUUUAUUUGCGAUGAUGCGAUGAGAUGCAGCAGUUGACGACGAAAAACGCGUAUUUAAUAAUUUAUUUUUGCUCGAGAAUAUUUAUUUUAGAGAUUAUUUGUUUUUAGGUAGUAAUUUUCUUCUUUCUCGAACCAGAAAACCUCAACAACUUCUGUCAACUCGUCUAGAUUUCUAUCGCUCUGUGUGACUAUAGCUCUUUCUUCUCAAGUGCCUCCUAACUCUUAAACAACACUGUAAUACCAAAUAAUGCUCACACACGAUCACGAUCAAGAUUAGAUUGACCUCCAGGCGAUUCCUCCGGAUUGUCGGACGAUUUAAGUUCGGCCCGUCCAGGAGUCUGCCGCCAAGCUAAACGUACUCGUGAAAUGUAAAAGUUUAUAUUAAACUGUAGUAGCGACUUCUGUUACGCGAAAAAUUAGUCCUUUCUUACUCUUAAAACUCUCUUUUUUUAAAGGAGCGGGAAUUGCCACCCGUUCCGGAACUCUACCAAAUCUACCGUACUCAAGAUAGCAUAUCUAACUCUUUUCUACCUCGGAUCUCCUCCAAGAGCGUCCUCCCUUCUGGGCGUAGCAUUUUCUCUCAAUUUCAAACUCGUUUAAAACUCCAAAUAACUGAAUUCUUCAUUCUCGAACGCUCGUUCUUCGCGUGUCUCUCCCCACUUUCACACUCUCACUUUCACUCUCGACGUUCUCUCUGUCUCAAUUCUCUUCUACUGCGCGUUCCCCCUUUUCAUUCGGUAAUCUAGCCUUCCUUCCCUGUUCACGCCGCGGAACGCGCCCUUUUGCGCCGGAAAGGAAAAAGCUUACAAAAUCUUAAAAACAAAUAUCUACACUGAACAAAAACGUCACCCCGUUUUGUAAGAAUGAUCUGUUCUGUUAUUUAUUGUUUAAAUUAUUGAAAGAAAAAAAAACACCCAACAGCAAAAAACUCAAAAGAAUGAUGAAAUAAACAAUAUGAAAAGUGAAAAUAUAAAA
This is a messenger RNA of Aedes albopictus (Asian tiger mosquito), 2322 nucleotides long. RefSeq lists its product as uncharacterized. The transcript is spliced from 3 exons. NCBI's taxonomy places the organism in Eukaryota, Metazoa, Arthropoda, Insecta, Diptera, Culicidae. The record is from RefSeq and is a predicted model, not a curated record. The coding region runs from base 215 to 928 and encodes 237 amino acids. Gene Ontology annotation, cellular component: membrane.